GGCCGCCUGCGAUGAUUGAAGAUGGCGGAGCUGGGACCCUUCAAGCCCUGCAGCUGGUCCGGCCCGGCUGCGGCCCCGGCGUCCGGAUGAAGAUCAAAGAGCUGUACCGCCGGCGGUUCCCCCGCGAGGUCCCGGCCGCCGCCGCCCCCGCCCUGCCGCCGCUCGGCCCCGACCGGGGGCCGGACGUCCAGCGCCCGGCCUCGCCCGCUCUCCCGGUCCACCCCGACGUCAAGAUGAAGCGGCUGCCCUUCUACGACGUCUACGACGAGCUCAUCAAGCCCGCCACGCUCGCUCCCAACAACGGUCAGAGGUUCGAGGAGACGCACUUCACCUUCGCCCUCACCCCCCAGCAGGUCCAGCAGAUCCUGGCCUCCAGGGAUGUCCUGCCUGGGGCUACGUGUGAUUACGCAGUACAGGUGCAGCUCAGGUUCUGCCUGUGUGAAACCAGCUGCCCCCAGGAAGACUGCUUCCCCCCGAACCUGUUCAUCAAAGUCAACGGGAAGCUGUGCCCCCUGCCCGGCUUCCUCCCGCCCACGAAGACCGGGGCCGAACCCAAGCGUCCCAGCCGCCCGGUCAACAUCACCCCCCUGGCACGGCUCUCGGCCACCGUCCCCAACACCAUCGUGGUCAACUGGUCCUCCGAGUUCGGGCGGAGCUACUCCCUGUCCGUCUACCUGGUGAAGCAGCUGACGUCCGGGACGCUGCUGCAGAAGCUGAGGGCCCGGGGCGUCCGCAACGCCGACCACUCGCUGGCCCUCAUCAAGCAGAAGCUGACGGCCGACCCGGACGGCGAAGUGGCGACCACCAGCCUCCGCGUCUCCCUGCUGUGUCCGCUGGGGAAGAUGCGCCUGGCGGUGCCCUGCCGCGCCCACACCUGUGCCCACCUGCAGAGCUUCGACGCGGCUCUCUACCUGCAGAUGAACGAGAAGAAGCCCACCUGGACCUGCCCCGUGUGUGACCAGAAGGCGCCCUACGAGAGCCUGCUCAUCGACGGGCUGUUCCUGGAGAUCCUCAACUCCGUGUCCGACUGCGACGAGAUCCAGUUCAUGGAGGACGGGACCUGGUGCCCGCUGAAGCCCGGGAAGGAGGCGGCGGGGGCGUGCCCGCCUCCGGGAUGUGGCCGCCUGGAAGCCGGUCCCCCGUUGGGAGCGGAGGCGCCCGAGAAGAAGCCGAGGGUGGACGUCAUCGACCUGACCGUGGACAGCUUGUCCGAGGAGGAGGAGGAGAAGGGCCGCCACUGGCCAAGAAGGCCCGGCCGGCCGCCCCGGGGGCCAAAGGGCCUGGAUUUGUUUUCGUUCCUUCAGAGCGAGAAUCAGCGCUACGGACCGUCGGUCAGCACGUCGCUGGACGAGCGGGACGCCCCGAGCGACCUCUUCCAGUCCCGGGGAGCCCCCCGGCCGCCUUUCCUGGGUCCGCCGGCCGGCCCCCUGGCCCCGGGCCCCGCGCCGACCGCCUGCCGCCCCGACGUCACCUCCCUGGACUGAGGCCGGACCGGCCGGGAGAGCGCGGGGGCCCACCGCCCCCGGCCUGGCCCUCCCGAGGAGACCACCGCCGCCCACCGGGCCCUGCCGCGGCCUACCCGAGGUCGGCGGCCGCUCCACCCGUGAGCUGGGCCCCACGGGGACCCCUCCCCAGCCCGGACUCGCGCGGGCGGCCCGACGGCU
Tachyglossus aculeatus (Australian echidna) is the source of this 1664-nucleotide messenger RNA. It is a transcript of the gene PIAS3, whose product is annotated as protein inhibitor of activated STAT 3. Bases 12 to 1484 code for a protein of 490 amino acids. Gene Ontology annotation, biological process: regulation of transcription by RNA polymerase II; protein sumoylation. NCBI's taxonomy places the organism in Eukaryota, Metazoa, Chordata, Mammalia, Monotremata, Tachyglossidae. Gene Ontology annotation, molecular function: SUMO ligase activity; zinc ion binding; transcription coregulator activity. The transcript has 14 exons. The record is from RefSeq and is a predicted model, not a curated record.